Nyctereutes procyonoides (raccoon dog) is the source of this 997-nucleotide messenger RNA. RefSeq names its product CD164 molecule like 2 (gene CD164L2). NCBI's taxonomy places the organism in Eukaryota, Metazoa, Chordata, Mammalia, Carnivora, Canidae. The coding region runs from base 87 to 683 and encodes 198 amino acids. Gene Ontology annotation, cellular component: cytoplasmic vesicle. The record is from RefSeq and is a predicted model, not a curated record. The transcript is spliced from 6 exons.
GCUCGCUCCCCACAGCCCGGCGGAGACGAGUCCGGGAGGGACGCCGCGCACCAGCUCUCCGCCGACUCCCGGCCCCCGCCCUGCCCAUGGCCGCGCCGGGACCCCGCGCCUUACGGGUCGCGCUCUGUGGCGGCUGCUGCUGCCUCCUCCUGUGCGCCCAGCUCGUUGCGGCUGGUAACGCGGACCAGGGUCUGGUUGGAGGCCCACCCCGGGCAGGGGCAGGCGGAGCGUACCCUCACCCAGCGCGCAAAGGAGCUCGAGGCUUUGGGCGGGGAGCCCUGCUCCGCAUGAACAUCUGGCCAGCUGUCCGAGGGGCCUGCAAACAGUUCAAGCUCUGUGAGCACUGUGUGGAGGGACACAAAGCACACAACCUCUCUGGCUGCGUGUGGGAGCAGUGCCGGCCAGAGGAGCCAGGACACUGUGUGGCCCAAGCUGAGGCGGUCAAGGAAGGUUGCUCCAUCUAUAACCGCUCAGAGUUGUGUCCAGCUGCCCACCACCACCCCACCUAUGAACCAAAGACAGUCACAACAGGGAGCCCCCUAGUUCCUGAGCCCCACAGCUCUGGCUUUGAUGGAGCCAGCUUCAUUGGGGGUGUCGUGCUGGUGCUGAGCCUGCAGGCAGCGGCCUUCUUCAUCUUACGCUUCCUCAAGGCCAAGGACAGCACCUACCAGACACUAAUCUGACCCCCUUCAGGCCUGGAUUCCACAGGGGAAGGAGGACGAAGAGGCUGCCCUCUUGGCCCCCUUGUAGGCACUGGGGGUGGGAAAAACUUUGGCCACAAAUUUCUGGCCCCUGUGGGCCAUCAAGCAGACUCAGGGCCUGCUGUGUGACAUUCCCUCCUGGCCUGGGCCUGGUACCUGCGGCUGAGAGCAUUCUUCAAUCAUCUCUGUCUUAUCCAUCAUGACUGUGGGCCCCAUUCCUGACACGAGGUCUGUGCCUGCCUCUUCCCACCCCCCCGGCCUGGCACUGCCCCCAAAUAAAACAACUCUUUCUGGCA